UAGUUCAGUAUUCAGAUAAUAAAGUUUAAAUCUCAUUAGUACAAUGACAGAUGUUCCUGCAGCAACUUCCGCUUCCUCGUCAGCUUCAGCUAAUUUACCGUCUACUAAGAAGAAAUCUCCAUCUAAGAAAGCUAAGAAUCCAACCGCAUCUCAUCCACCAACUGCUGUGAUGGUUAUGACUGCCAUUAAAGAGUUGAAGGAGAAAAAGGGAUCUUCACUUCAAGCUAUAAAAAAGUAUCUGACAGCUAAUUACAAAGUUGACGCAACUAAAUUAGCACCAUUCAUUAGGAAAUUUUUAAAAUCUGCUGUCGUCAAUGGCCAAUUAACUCAGCCUAAAGGAACUGGAGCUUCAGGUCUUUUUAAGUUAGCUGCUGUAGUUACAGAGAAGAAAAAGAAGCCUGUUUCACCAAAGAAAAAGCCUGCUACUAAGAAAACAGCAGCUAAGUCGUCGUCUUCUGGUACAGAACAAAAGAAGAAUCCAGCAGCUAAGAAAGCCAAAACUGCUGAUGAACCCGUUGCUAAGAAAGCGAAAAAGGCAGUCGCAGCUAAGCCAAAGCUUACAGGAGUGAAAGCUAAGAAAACUCCUACAAAGACGAAAAAAUCAACAGUAUCGCAAGUGAAAGAACCAAAAGUGAAAAAAUCACCUGUGAAGAAAACUACAGCGCCAAAAAAGAAAUGAGUUAACUGAUAAACAAAAUAAAAUCUUUAAAACGGUCCUUUUCAG
Messenger RNA from Daktulosphaira vitifoliae (grape phylloxera), 724 nucleotides. RefSeq names its product histone H1A, sperm-like. The transcript has a single exon. Gene Ontology annotation, cellular component: nucleosome; nucleus. The record is from RefSeq and is a predicted model, not a curated record. Bases 44 to 679 code for a protein of 211 amino acids. Gene Ontology annotation, molecular function: double-stranded DNA binding; structural constituent of chromatin; nucleosomal DNA binding. Gene Ontology annotation, biological process: nucleosome assembly; chromosome condensation; negative regulation of DNA recombination. NCBI's taxonomy places the organism in Eukaryota, Metazoa, Arthropoda, Insecta, Hemiptera, Phylloxeridae.